UUCCAAAAGUCUGAAUAGUUAUUUACAGAAUCAAUGCAUUCCUCAUUUUCCCACAAGCUGAAAUAUGUAAUAAAUAAUAGUUCUUUGUAUGUAAAAGUAUUUAAAAGGAAUGCCUUUUGUGCAGUUGUUUUAAUAAAUUAAUAUAUUCUUUGGUUGAUAAAUCUACAAAAGUAGCUCUUUUGUCUCCCGGGAUCUUAAACACGAGCAGCAACAAAAUGAAUAUUGGUUUAUUUCUUCUGCAAAGGAGUCUGUUGCCAGCUCUGUGAACCUGAUUGGAUAAGAUAUGAAAAUGCUGAGUGAUGGUUGAAGCCUGCAUUAACUUAGCUAAGACUUAAAAGAUCAGGAGAAGGUUUUCAAUGAUCUUUUUUUUUCAUGUGGCAGGUUGUGGAUUGUAAAUUAGGCCUAAAAGGUCAGGUGACAGGCACCUGUUCCCCAUUAUUGUAAAAAUCUCUUGGUUACAAACACUAUCAAGCUAAACACAACACGGAUAUACAGCAGGGACUCUGUAAAGCACUCUAGUGGUUUUUCAUCUGCUCUGUAAAUUUCCGAGGGCCACGCAUAGAUGUGCUCUUUACGUAAGACAUCGUUUCUUCCACACAUGUUGUCUUGGAUGACUAAUUUAUGUUACAUUAGUACUUGGGAUUGAUGAAGUACAUAAAAUAAAUGCAUAUGACUGAAUCAGUCUUCAGACUGUCUAGACAUGUUGUAGUUAAAUGCAAAAUAUUCUUUUCACACCCCACUCUUUUCCUGUACGAUCGAUUAGUUAUCAAUUUUUUUGUUCAUGUUUUAAAUAGAAGUCUCCCCAAAUUGUCUUUCAGACUUUUUAGAUAAGGUGGGUUCCCCUUUUAAAUGAUGCCAUGAAAUAUUUUGCUCAGUAUUUGUGUAUAAGGAGAAAAUUAGUUGCUAUAAACCAUCAUAGCUUUGUAGCAUAUAUAAAAUGGGGGGGGGGACACAUUUUUCAAGAAUGCUGUUAGGAAGGGUAUCAUCAUUUGACCUUCAAACUUGCCGCUUCUCUCAGAAGAGUUCAGUAAUAUUCCUAUUGGAAUGAAGUGUGAUGUGAGUUUUAUGACUGGUUUACCGUGAGAUAUUUCAGAGAGGAGAACAUACAAACAUAUUGAACAGACCUAAAUAGCACAAGGUUGCAAAAUAUUAAAGGUUCUCUAUGCUUUUAAUUAGCAAAUGAGGAUUUUGAGUAAAUGAAAUAACUCAGAUUAUUGAAUUCUAUGUUAUUUAAAUCUGCUCUUUGUCUUUUUGGUUUGGUAUAGCUUAUGCUGAUUAUAUUAAGUAUUCAUUUUUAGCUUUUGUGAUCAGAUUACAGGAGAGUCAUUCCUCUUGCUUAUCAAAUUGAUUUAGGUUGCGAACUCCAAAACUCUUGAGUUGAUUUUUACAAAUUGGUUUACAUUUUGACAAGAGUUAAGUUAAUUAGUAGAUCAAGCACGAAAAACCAUCCAUGGUAGAGUAUAUUUUCUGGUAAAAUGAAAGUUAUGUUUCAGCAUGAUGAGCAUCAGGCUUCAGUAAUCUGUUCCUCUUGUGGAAUGAACACUUCCUACUUCAAACUAGCAGGCACCUACUGUUUAUUUACGCUGCAUUAAACUGACAGCUCAGCAAUCAGAGGAAAAAUAUUACUUACCUUCCUGAAGUAAAUACCAGUUUAUAGGUUAGUGCACGUAUUUAUAUUCCUGUCAUCACUAAAUAACGGCUCUGUCUCCAUUUUAAUAUCUACCUGUGCUGUAAUCCAGGACUUCAGACUCUUCCUGGUUGGGGCUAGAGGUAGGGAGGAGUUUUUUUCAUUUCCCAGUGGCAAAACUUUAAAGAGAAGUAAUUUCAUCUCAUUUCUGUCAUGUAAGAACCAGUUGAAAGAAAUGGUACGCACUUUUACUUUGCAUACCUCAACUAUAACAUCAAUAUCCAAAAAGAGUUUGCGUGCCCCUUCUAAUAGUCAUCCUGGAGCAACCUCAGGACAAAUACCUUCAAACACAUUGAAGUGUGUGUUUGCUAAAUUAACUUUCUGUAACAUUCCAAAUCGAUGACUGAAACGAUGUCAUUUCUUAGAUAAUAACUUUGAGAAAGUGUCUUCCCUUCUAAAUCUUAGAUAAAAUGCUUCAGUUUUUGAUGGAGAUCUGCAAAUAUGAGUACAAAGUGGGGCUUAUUGAUUGCUUGAUUGAUACCGUUGCUUUCCCCUGAGAAUAUUCUUACCACUCUUACUUGUUAGUUUGCCAACCUUAAGAGAAAGGAGAUUUCUACUUUCUUAUAAUAUUAAAUGUAUGUGUUGUUCUGUAUUUUAAUUACAAGACUGUUCUCUGGUAAGACCCCUUGAAACUUCAAAAUAUGUUUUAAGGUGAAUUCUAAAACCCAUAACUAACUUUUGAGAAAAUGCUUGUUUUCGCUUACAUUCUCUAAGUAGCUCUUACGCUCAUGGUCUACACACAGUUGUCAAUUGCUAAUCAUAUAUUCCAUUGACAUCAGAGCAGAACGUGGUCUUAAUACAGCAUAUAAAUCAAAUCUGUUGUACAAGGUUCUUCUCCUUCGCUACACCAAAGAAUAAGUGUCUCCUAUGGUAAUUUAUAUAUCAUUCCUAAGUGCUGUUCUCCAUGGUAAGUCUCUUUAAACUUGAUGUCUUCGUGGAGUGUGAUCAACACAUUAACACACAUUAUUUAGUACUUUUGAACUUAUGCCAACUGUACCUUUUGCUGUUUAUUUUUUUAAAGUCUUUUUUAAGAUCAGAUAUUUCAUUUCAGAGUAAAUAGAUACAGAUUGUGUGUAUAUGUAUUCAGGGCGAGAUUUAGUAGUUGUAGCGUUUCUCCAGCAUAUUGGCCUAUUUUUAUUCGUUCAAGUUAUCCUGUAUCGCUUCCACAGUUGUUGCUGUCAGAAGGUUUGUAAUAGAAAUUCUAAUCACCUCUUUCAAUGGACUUUCAAGAAUGUCAUUCAGUUUAUGCAGUGAUCUAGUUUAGUUUACGAGAGAUGAAAAUUAGUUGACUGAUACCCCAGCACUUACGUCCCUAGUUUCUGCUGAAAUUUAUUCAGUCCAGUUAUUUAACUUUUGGUAGAGGAGUAUCUUGCAGUCAGAAUUAAGAAUUGUUCAGGUUUCCAGUGGAGGAAAAGAGAUGGCUGGAUAAAACGUUUAACUGUGCAGUAUUUUAGUAUGCAAUAUUUUGUUAUUCAUUUUAGAGCCGCUUGUUAUUGCAUGCAUUUUUGAGGACCUAGGGGUGCAGGUCCCCCAAAUGAGGCUGAAAUGCUUGCAGAAGAACCCAGUUCUCAGGCUGCACCUGGCUGUGCCUUUACUAGACUGUCUGUGGCCCUGCUCAGGUCCCCCUCCUCCACCGCCCUUCCCCCCAGGUGUGCAGGAAGUAGAGGGUGUUGUACUGGGUGAAGUGGGUGGACUCUACCCAGAGCUAUGACCUGAUUUGUGACGCACCUUCAGAACUGCGGUAAUGGUCCAGCUGCUUCACAGGCAACUGGUAACCACCUCAUUUGGGGAUGCUUCUGCCUUGCUAGCGGUGCCAGGGAGAACUUCAUCACUGUCACUUCAUCAAAGACUACUUUUUGAGAGCUCUCCUGUAGGACUAGCUCCUGAGAGCAAGCAGCCUCUGAGCUUUGGAGGGUGAUCUUUAGAGGGUAACUGAGUAUGGAUCAUUUGAACGAGGCAACUCAGGGGAAAGAACAUUCAGAAAUGUCUAACAAUGUGAGCGAUCCGAAGGGUCCACCAGCCAAGAUUGCCCGCCUGGAACAGAACGGGAGCCCGCUAGGAAGAGGAAGGCUUGGGAGUACAGGUGCAAAAAUGCAGGGAGUGCCUUUAAAACACUCGGGCCAUCUGAUGAAAACCAACCUUAGGAAAGGAACUAUGCUACCAGUUUUUUGCGUAGUGGAACACUAUGAAAACGCCAUUGAAUAUGACUGUAAGGAGGAGCACGCAGAGUUUGUGUUGGUGCGAAAGGAUAUGCUUUUCAACCAGCUGAUAGAAAUGGCACUGCUGUCCUUGGGUUACUCGCAUAGCUCUGCUGCUCAGGCCAAAGGGCUAAUCCAGGUUGGGAAGUGGAAUCCAGUCCCUCUGUCUUAUGUGACAGACGCCCCUGAUGCGACAGUAGCAGAUAUGCUUCAAGACGUGUAUCACGUGGUCACGUUGAAAAUUCAGUUACACAGUUGCCCCAAACUGGAAGACUUGCCUCCCGAACAAUGGUCGCACACCACAGUAAGGAACGCUCUGAAGGACUUACUGAAAGAUAUGAAUCAGAGUUCGUUGGCCAAGGAGUGCCCCCUUUCACAGAGUAUGAUUUCUUCCAUUGUGAACAGCACUUACUAUGCAAAUGUCUCAGCAGCAAAAUGUCAAGAAUUUGGAAGGUGGUACAAACAUUUCAAGAAGACAAAAGAUAUGAUGGUUGAAAUGGAUAGUCUUUCUGAACUGUCCCAGCAAGGCGCCAACCAUGUCAACUUUGGCCAGCAGCCGGUCCCAGGGAACACAGCCGAACAGCCUCCAUCUCCUGCGCAGCUUUCCCAUGGCAGCCAGCCCUCUGUCCGGACCCCUCUUCCAAACCUGCACCCUGGGCUUGUAUCAACGCCCAUCAGUCCUCAAUUGGUCAACCAGCAGCUGGUGAUGGCUCAGCUGCUGAACCAGCAGUAUGCAGUGAAUAGACUUUUAGCCCAGCAGUCCUUAAACCAACAAUACUUGAACCACCCUCCCCCUGUCAGUAGAUCUAUGAAUAAGCCUUUGGAGCAACAGGUUUCAACGAACACAGAGGUGUCUUCCGAAAUCUACCAGUGGGUACGUGACGAACUGAAACGAGCAGGAAUCUCCCAGGCAGUAUUUGCACGUGUGGCUUUUAACAGAACUCAGGGCUUGCUUUCAGAAAUCCUCCGAAAGGAAGAGGACCCCAAGACUGCAUCCCAGUCUUUGCUGGUAAACCUUCGGGCUAUGCAGAACUUCUUGCAGUUACCGGAAGCUGAAAGAGAUCGAAUUUACCAGGAUGAAAGGGAGAGGAGUUUGAACGCUGCCUCUGCUAUGGGUCCUGCCCCCCUGAUAAACACACCUCCCAGCCGUCCUCCACAGGUGAAAACAGCUACCAUUGCCACUGAGAGGAAUGGGAAACCAGAGAACAAUACCAUGAACAUUAAUGCUUCCAUUUAUGAUGAGAUUCAGCAGGAAAUGAAGCGCGCUAAAGUGUCCCAAGCACUGUUUGCGAAGGUUGCAGCAACCAAAAGCCAGGGAUGGUUGUGUGAGUUGUUACGCUGGAAGGAAGACCCUUCUCCAGAAAACAGGACCCUGUGGGAGAACCUCUCCAUGAUUCGAAGGUUCCUCAGUCUUCCUCAGCCAGAACGUGAUGCCAUUUAUGAACAGGAAAGCAACGCGGUACAUCACCAUGGCGACAGGCCGCCCCACAUCAUCCAUGUUCCAGCAGAGCAGAUUCAGAGCCCCUCCCCCACCACCCUUGGCAAAGGAGAGUCUAGAGGCAUUUUCUUACCAGGCCUGCCGACCCCUGCACCAUGGCCGGGUGCUGCUCCUCAGCAGCAGCAGCAACAACAACAACAGCAGCAGCAGCAGGCGCCACCCCCUCCCCAGCCACAGCCCCAGCAGCAGGCUGGCCCUCGGCUCCCCCCACGGCAGCCCACGGUGGCCUCGCCCGCCGAGUCCGAGGAGGACAAUCGGCAGAAGACCCGGCCACGAACAAAAAUCUCAGUGGAAGCGCUGGGCAUCCUCCAGAGUUUCAUACAAGACGUAGGCCUGUAUCCAGACGAAGAGGCCAUCCAGACUCUGUCCGCUCAACUUGACCUUCCCAAGUACACCAUUAUCAAGUUCUUUCAGAACCAGCGGUAUUAUCUCAAGCACCACGGGAAACUGAAGGACAAUUCCGGUUUAGAGGUGGAUGUCGCGGAAUAUAAAGAAGAGGAGUUGCUGAAAGAUUUAGAAGAGAGUGUCCAAGAUAAGAAUGCUAACACCCUUUUUUCGGUGAAACUAGAAGAAGAGCUAUCAGUGGAAGGGAACACAGACAUUAACGCUGACUUGAAAGACUGAGAGAAAAGUAUUAUUUUCAUUCAACAGUGCCACUGGUAUUUACUAACAAAAUGAAAAGUCCACCUUGUCUUCUCUCCGAAAACCUUUGUUGUUCAUUGUUUGGCCAAUGAAUCUUCAGAAACUUGCACAAACAGGAAAGUUGGGAAAGGAUAAGACAGACUGCACUAAAUGUUUUUUCUCUGUUUUACAAACUGCUUGGCAGCCCCAGGUGAAGCAUCAAGGAUUGUUUGGUAUUAAAAUCUGUGUUCACGGGAGGCACCAAGGUGUGUACCCCGUAAGCAUGAUCCCAGUGAUUUUUUUUUUUUUUUUUUAAUUCUGGAGCCUUCAAACAAGCAUUAUAACUUCUAUGAUUAUUAUUUCCUUUAAUUAUUUCUGUAACACUCCACACUGAUCUUUGGAAACUCACCCCUUAUUUUAAAAAAGGAAAAAAAAGAAGAGUUUGUUACUCUAUUGUAUGUUACAAAAGAACUAUAGACUGUGGAAUGCAGUUUAAAGAUCACAUAUGCCAACAAAUGCCUUGUAUUAUAUGGCACUGCCGUAAUUCAAAUUUGUUUUUUAUUUUGGAAAUAAAAAGUUCACUGUAAUUUUUUUUUUUCAUUCUCAUUGUUACAUGAUUUAAAAAAAAAAAAAACAAAAUGUGAAACACAAUUUAGUCCUCAUUAUUUAUUUGUAGAUCCUGCAGCAUCAGGUUGUAAUUAAUUUUUUGGAAGUUUCCGUUAAAUGUAAUAUUGCUUCUCUUGUUACCAUACUGAUUUGUUUUUUCUAUUUAUAAAUGUAUUUUGAUGGGCAGUAAAACAAAGUGUCUUAAAAGUUUUAAAUAGAGAAAAUGUGCUUUACACAGUUGCCUAUAAAAAGUGCUCUAUGUUAUCCAAGCAAUUCAUACUAUAAGCUUCACUUAUUGUUGUAUGCAAUUUUUACUAUCAUGCAAAUAAGCUUAGGUAAAUAAAACUAAUAGAUCACCUUAGAAAAUUAUGCAAUUAAUGUGAAAAUAAUUGAUGUUUGCAAUGUGUCUUCCUUUGGUUUACAAUCAAUUUUAAAGCUACAUCUGUAUAAAAUUUCUGUAUAAAGGUGUAUUUCUUUUUUAUGAGUUUCUGGCUAUGAAAACACCAGCUAUUUUGUUACAGCUGGCUGUUUUUAUAAGUGUAUCACAGUUUUCUUUAUGCAGAAAUGUUCUGAUUAGGAGUGGUUAUUGAUUGACUGUAACUACACAAUUAAACUUGUUUGUAUGGUAUGACAUGGUAGGGUUUGUCUGCUUAUGUCAAGUAGCUAAGAGUCCAAGGAUGGCCUUCUCAUCGAAGUUGCAUGUUAGUAACUUUCUUGAUGAGAUUUUACCGGUUUUUGAAAAAGCAAUUGAAAAGUCACCUUGAAACACUGUAAAUUUAAGUCACACACACACUCUCACUUUUUAAGUUUAAUAGUGAAGAUGAUAAUUUGUUUUUGGUUAACAUUUUUCUUAAUAAACAGAAAUAGCAGGGUGAUCAAAAGACUCUCCAACAAAAACAUAAACCAAGUAUCUGGCAGUGAUGCGCUUAGAAUGAAUACAUGGCUUUUGUUUUAAUAGUUUAAUUAUGGCAACACUUUUCCUUAAUGCUAAUGUAUAAAUAAAUAUCUUUAAGGCCAUUCAUAGGAACAUAAAAUAAGUAGGAAACAAAAUGAAUCUUCUGCAUAAAAAACCCUUAGCAAGCAAUGGUUUUAUUUUGCAAGUUAUCAAUGGACUAUAAGUUAAUUCUGAGCUCAUUUGGUUGCGUAUAUCAUGUCUUAAGAACUACAUGGAGUGUUUUAAGAAUAACAGACCUGAAAUUUAAACACAAUUGUUCUUCAGAAAGUAAUAGUUAAUUCUUGCCCCAUAAUGCUUAGUAAACUCCAAGAUAUAAAAUGAGGUGCGCUAACUUACGGAAGAAAUUGAAACCAGUGUUUUGGGUUUUUUACAAUCCAUUCACUUUAUCUUUGCUGCUGUUUUGUAAGGUUUCCUGGAUUUUCUUAAUAGGGGUAUCUGGAUUCCUUGAGAUGAGGCUCUGUAAUCGCCAGUUUUCUUUCUGCCUACCAUUUCCUCAGUCCCGGACGAUCUCAUUGGUAGGUGACUGGGCUGCUCAAUGUUGGACUUUUUCUCAAGAAACUGAAUUGGGUGUGUUGAAAACUCCCAGUUCAGCUUUCAAGUACCAUUUACUUUUGAAGCCCAGCUGAGCUGCUGUGAAGGCAGCUGGUUUGCUCUAAACUUAAAAUUGUAUUGAGGAAGUUUUCAAUUCCUUUUUAUUCAAUGAGAAAACAACUUUUAGACACUCUUUCUCACUAGAGUUCAGAGAACUAAUCGUUUGAGCAAGAGGAAUUUGAAUUAAGAAAAUAGAAACUAAAUUUCAUGUGUUAAAAAUAAAUGGAAAAUUAAUAGAAACUACUAUGCCAUGAAGUUAAUGAGGAAGUAUCUUCCUCUUCUUUUCCCCUACUUUGAGGGAAAAGGCUCGAGAGAGUAGAAUUGAUUUUUAUUUUAUUUUACCAAACAUACACUUAAGGUGUCAAGUAGGUAUGGAAUUUAGUAAAGAAUUAAAAAAAAAAAAAAAAAAAAAUGGAAGGAGGAAUUGGGUUGCAGAUAAGAUCUUCCUUUUUCCAGUAACUUCUUUGGAAAUAACAUUUUUAAGGAGUUGAUGAAUGUGUGUUAGGAAUUAACAUAAUAAUGCUAAUGAGAUUCUUCCUUAGACCCUUUAAUUUUUUAAAUUAUGAUUUUACUAAAUUGAUAUUUUAAACCAGAAAAAAAAAAAAGCACAUGUUAAUAUACAAUGACGAUCGCGAUGGAGUGAGUAAAAGUUGCUUUCAGGGAAAAGAGGAAAAGACUUGUCCCAUGGUCUUCCACCUUGCUCUUCCAAUGUCAUUUAUCGUUCCUGCCAGUCCUCUUGUCGCCAGUGGCUUUAAAGAAACUCCGUUUAACAGGCUUCAUUGUGUCCAAGUACUUCAGAUACUUUUAAAAGUUAGCCAUGACGUAGCGCUUUGUGCUGUUAAGACCUUAGCAGAGUCAGGUGGCUUACGGGUAAUAUUCAACCUUGUGCGUCUGAAUCUGUCACGGAUUCCUUUACUCAGCACUUUGCCACUAAUUUGUAUUACACUCUGUGGCCAUAGAAUACUUGCACGUUAUGCAAAAAAUGUUGAUAGUAUCUCUUUGGCACACAAUAUGCAGAGUUGACACAUAACCUUUGAAAACCAAGGUAACUAAUAUGUGUGCCCUAGUUGGGUGGCACUUGGUUACAAAGUCUGUACAUAUUAUGUAUGAAAUGUAUAUUAACAUUUAGUUCUAAGGAAUUCUAAGCUUAAAAAAGGUGUUUUUGGUUUUAUUUUUUCCCAGCUAGUGAUAUCUAUAACUGUGCUUAUCUAAAAUACAUAGGUUGACUAGAAAACGUUUUCAAAUGAUUCAAGAUUGAAAGUGCAAACCCUAUACAUCCCUUUAUUCGAUUCUGCCCUAUUCCCUAUUGUUAACAUCUGGCUGAUAUCAAGGUCCUUGAUUGUCACACAGUAAUAUUUUCAAUAAAUGAGGUAUUCUGAACUGCCUGGUGAUAUUUUCAAAAAGAGCAAUUAAAAUGUGUAUACACUAUAAUCUAGCUGAUAGAAACAGGACUAUUAAAGCAAGCCAGAAAUUUGCAUGAUAGAGUGGAAACCUGUGGAGGUCCCAAAGUAUUAAUGAUACCUAAAAUAUAUAUAUAAAAAAAAGUGAUAGUACUAUUGUCUGCCUUACAAAUAAUUGUUUUUGACUUUUGAAAGAGGAAUAUUAUGGACUCUGUUCCUUCUGAGGCAAAACUUAAUGUAACUACUAAAUAUUUGCAUGUCUUUUGACAGAGGAUAAACUAAAACCUUUUAACAUGCACACUUUUUGAUAAAUAUGAAGUACCUUCAUUAAAGAAAGAAGGUGGAAGGUGUAUGUCCAGAAUACUUGUUUAACAAUACCAAAUGUUAAAUAAAAAUAGUUGGGAAUUCAUAUUUAAAAGAUGAGCAGCAUUUUUAAGUCUUUUUUACCUUACUUAUGUGGAUCAUAGAUUAAUUUUUUAGAAGAACGCUAAAAUUCAGUACCAAGGUUGCGUAUGAAAUCACUUUUCAGUCAAUUAUUUUCAGCUGCUCUUACUGUGCUCAAAAGCACCCGACUUGGACCCUGUUCUCAAUGAGAGUUGAUGAGCAGUUGAGGAGGGGCUGAAGUAGAGCAGUACAUUGUACUGUAUAUGUUAACACUCACAUAGAAACUCUAAAGUGAUACAUUUUGCACCACGUUAAGUGGAAUCCGAACUAUUUGAUUUUUAUGGUAUCCAAAGAAGAUGUAUUCCAUACAGUGACAAACCCUUUCAUUCAUACCCUUAAAAAACCAAAAAUCCAUGGCCUUGGAGUCAGUUCCAACUAAGAGAGACCCUAUAGGACAGGGCAGAACUGCCCCACAGAGUUUCCAAGGCUGUAAAUCUUUAUGGGAGCAGACUGCCACAUCUUUCUCCUGUGGAGUGGCUGGUGGAUUCGAAUCUCCAACCUUUCGGUUAGCAGCCAAGUGCUCUAACCACUGCAAGAACAGGGCUCUUUUCAUAUCCUAAUGAUGUCCCAUGUGCUGCUCUGAUUUUCCACUCUCACGUGUGUGAAAACACACACAAAUCCAGGCUCACAAAGAGUGCCUGUUGAGAAUGUCGAGAAGAUUCAGAUAUUUAAAUGUGUCCAUUAAUUCAUUAAGUCUGUGGCAAUGUGACGCAAAGUGAGCACCAACUUGUAGAACAGCAUCUUUCUUAACCGUAGGGAUAGGUUUCACCUACUCCACCUUUGUUUCCAAUUUUAAUUUUUCAAUAUUUGUUUUGCCAGACCUGGGAGAACUACCAAGUCUCCAUAUCUUCCUGAGGCCUCCUUUUGUAGAACUGCACUGUUUAAAAUGAUGGUAGCGACAUCAUUUGUAGAAAGCUUCAGUUUACAAGGCAGUGCCAUAGUCCGUAGCUUAUUUUAAGCCUCUUAAUUCCAGCAAGAGGUACUUAGGGCAGGCACUGAAAUCCCCCACUUCAGAGUCAGGGGAAGGAAAACUCAGAGAGGUUAACGGAUUGGGUUAGCUGUUAAAUGGUCAUCUUGGUCUCCAACCAAAGUCUUUUAUAUUCCAAUCUCUAUCUUCUCUUUUCUUAUUAAUGAAGGCUUCCUCAAACGCAGAAAAUGCAGGGGAAAAAAUUAAUCGCAAUGCGGAAACUUCAGAUAUAUAAUAUGUAGUUUGCUAGUGUGAAAAAGGCAACCACUAAGUAAUUGAGAUCAAGUGUAUGGAAUGCUUCGUCAUGAAAUAUUAGCCCCCAAACUCUGCCAUCAGGCAUAAGAUCUAUAACAACAAAUGCUUUAAAAAAAAAAAAAAAAACUUUAUUAUGAGAAUUUUCAAGCUUGCAAAAA
Messenger RNA from Loxodonta africana (African savanna elephant), 11380 nucleotides. It is a transcript of the gene SATB1, whose product is annotated as SATB homeobox 1. Lineage: Eukaryota; Metazoa; Chordata; Mammalia; Proboscidea; Elephantidae. Gene Ontology annotation, molecular function: DNA-binding transcription factor activity, RNA polymerase II-specific; RNA polymerase II cis-regulatory region sequence-specific DNA binding. The transcript has 12 exons. The record is from RefSeq and is a predicted model, not a curated record. Gene Ontology annotation, biological process: chromatin remodeling; regulation of transcription by RNA polymerase II. The coding region runs from base 3626 to 6007 and encodes 793 amino acids.